This is a messenger RNA of Daucus carota subsp. sativus, 3560 nucleotides long. RefSeq names its product disease resistance protein RPV1-like. Lineage: Eukaryota; Viridiplantae; Streptophyta; Magnoliopsida; Apiales; Apiaceae. The record is from RefSeq and is a predicted model, not a curated record. The coding region runs from base 452 to 3190 and encodes 912 amino acids. The transcript has 4 exons. Gene Ontology annotation, molecular function: protein binding; ADP binding. Gene Ontology annotation, biological process: defense response.
UUUUCGGGUGUUGGCCCCAUUAUCACUAUAUCUAUUAUUAAUGCCCUGAAUAUCACGAUCCAAAAAAAGGGCCCACGCUAGAUUAUCUGGCGUUAAUAACUGGUAUUUGAGGCCAUUUUUUUUCAAAUUUGUUAUUCUGGGCAUUACUUCUCCAUUUUGUCGGAUCUGAGACCAUUUUUCCUUUUUUUUCCUUCUUUACUUUUUUUUUUUUUCUAAAUCUUUUUUCCCUCUAUGUAGGUACGAAUCAAAAUUUAUCCAGAAAAUAGUUAAUGUCAUCAAGGAUAAAGUGACUUGUAAAUUUGUAGGCAUCACCCCGCAUCCUGUUGGGAUUAAUGCUUCAGUACAUGUGGUUAAUAAAUGGUUAAGAAAUCGCUCCACAGAGGUAGAAGUGUUUGCACUGUAUGGUAUCGGUGGAGUGGGGAAGACAACCAUUGCCAAGUACGUUUAUAAUAUGAACCUCCAUCUAUUUGAAGGAGGCAGCUUUCUAGAAAAUAUAAGAGAAUAUUCAGAACGAUUUGAUGGUUUAGUGAGUUUACAGAGACAACUACUUUCUGAUAUUUGCAGAGGGAAUGCACCAACCAUCAACACGCUAAAUGAUGGCGUUCUUCAGAUACCAAUAGCCAUUCGUCAGAGAAAACUCUUGAUAGUGUUGGAUGAUGUGGAUGAAGUUGAACAAUUAGAUGCAAUUUUUGGGAUGAUGCGUGAUAAGUUUCAUCAGGGAAGCAAAAUAAUCAUAACAACUCGAAAUGUGCAUUUACUGAAAGCUUAUGAACAUUGUAGGAGAUAUGCUGUGAAAAAAUUGAAUUUUAGUGAUUCAUUGGAGCUGUUCAGUUGGCAUGCAUUCCGGGAGAGUCACCCCCCGGAACACUACAAGGAGCAGUCUGAGAGGAUUGUAAAGCAAUGUCAAGGUCUGCCUUUAGCCCUUGAGGUUCUAGGUGCUUCUCUACAAGGCAAGAAGGUAGAAGUUUGGAGAAGUGCGACAGAAAAAUUAGAAAUUAUUCCUCACUGCAAAAUUCAGAAGAUAUUGAGAAUAAGCUAUGAUUCUUUGCAAGAUGAUCAUGAUAGAGAUUUAUUUCUUGAGAUUGGGUGUUUCUUUAAUGGAGAAGCCAAGUCUUAUGUGGUCGGAAUAUUGGAUGAGUGUAAAUAUUACACAGUAAUUGGAAUUGAAAAUCUUAUUGAUAGAUGCCUGUUGAAGAUUGAUAAAUAUAAAAAGCUCAGAAUGCAUCACUCAAUUCAAAGCAUGGGUAGAGAAAUCAUUCGUCAACAAUCACCUAAAGAUCCAGGGAAACGGAGUAGACUGUGGCAUUUUAGAGACUCCCUUGAAGUACUGAAAGAUGAGACAGGUACUAGAGCCAUUGAAGGCCUGGCACUAGACAUGAAUAUGACUAAUGCACAAACGACGGAGUUGAGAACUGAAGCUUUUGCCAUAAUGCACAAGCUGAGACUACUUAAGAUCAAUAAUGUAGAGCUUCGUGGAGGUUACAAGGACUUCCCAAAAAAUUUGAAAUGGUUAUGUUGGCAUGGAUGCCCAUCAAGAUCUUUACCAAAUGACUUCCCUUGUAGAAGCUUAGUGGCACUUGACAUGCAAAGUAGUAAUUUGAAAAAUCUGGGCCAGGGACACAUGCUUCUUGGAUCACUGAAGUUUUUAGAUCUUAGCCACUGCCAUAGCUUAGUGAAAACCCCGGACUUCAAAAACCUCUCUGCUCUUGAGCAAUUGAUCCUUGAAGAUUGUAUAAAUCUAAUAGAGAUUGAUGAAUCUAUUGGAUAUGCUGAAGGACUUGUGUUAUUAAAUUUGAAGGACUGCAGACUUUUGAAGAAGCUUCCAAAAAAUUUUGGCAGACUAAAGCUACUGGAGACACUGGUCAUCUCAGGUUGUUGCAAUCUUGGUAUGCUACCUGCAGGGAUGAGAGAGAUGAAAUUACUGAAAGUUUUUCAUGCUGAUGGACUUGAUUUUAGUAAUUCAAGCCAUAACGCUCAGAGAAAAGAAUCAUGGCGAGAAUUCAUCUGGGGUUUGGUUUCAAAACCAAUAGUAAGUCCCCAGCUCGCAUUGACUUCUUUACCGAGCAGCUCCAUUACUAGUUUGAGUUUGGUGAACUGCAAUCUACAUGAUAAUGCUUUUCCUAAAGAUUUCUGUGUGGUACCUUCCCUUGAGUAUUUAAACUUAAGUAGGAACCCCAUCCGCUUUCUACCAGAUUGCUUUAAAGGUCUCAAAGUGGUCAAGUGGCUUAAAUUAAAGGAAUGCAAUCGGCUUCAAGCACUCGAAGACUUGCCAAACAUAAAAAUGUUGUCUGCUUUAUAUUGCCCUUUACUGGAGAAAAUUACAUUUGAGUCAGGCAUGUCUUUGGAAGGGUUGGCCUUUCCAUGGGGAUGCGAUAAACUACUUGAGAUGGGAAAAGUAUUUAAAUUUGUACCAAUAGGAAAUAUUGAUCCAGAAUUCAUCAACGAUUGUGGUAUUUAUGAUGUCGAAUCCAGAAAAAGAAUCCGGAUAAGAUUACUCAACAAUUACACACACAAAGAAACAAGCUGCCUAAUCCAGGGAGUAUACGAAAAUCAUCGCAGCACAGAAGUAUUUAGGGGCAAAUCAUUCAGCAUUUUUUACCCUGGGAGCAGUGUUCCAGUAUGGUUCACAAGUCAGGCUCAUGCGCCUUCAAUAUCCUUUGUCGUAUCGCAUUCCAAACCGCGAUACUUAAACACCUGCAUUAUCUACAAGCUUGUCUCAGACAGGAGACAAUAUUUCUAUAUGGUGAUUAAUAACAGGACCAAGCAUAGAAUAACUAUUUAUCGUCCAAGUUGUUAUGGCAUUCCCAGGGGAGAUGACUACAUGACAUGGUUAAGCCACUGGGAAUUCAAUAGUCAUGACCUGGAUUCUGGAGACGAGGUCAGUAUUUCAGUUUUUACGCAUACUUUUUAUCCCAGUUUUGAGGUGAAAGAGGUCGGUGUCCAUCUCGUGUACGAAGAGGAAGAACAUGCUGACAUUCAUCCAGCCAAGCGACUGAAAAUCCAACCAGCCUGUGAUGAAAGUUCAGAGUACAUCAUCCCAGUGGCAGAGAAUCCGCAGGGACAUCGCGCAACGACACAAGUGUACUUCCUAGGCUGCAUUAAUGAAUAUACUGAUCUUUUAGCGAAGGCUGUACUAGAAAAUACAUUAGAGGUCGAGUCUGUGGAAAGCAUUCAAGGCUUGAUUGUGUAGGAAAUAGUGAGAGAUGUUCGGUUAUCAGCUCUCCUCAAACCCGAGCUUAAAAGGAGGGCUUAACUGGAUCAUAUACAUGUACUCUAAAGAAACAAAAUUUCAAGGUACUUCAAGUGACACAACGCCCGUCGGUAUUGCUACUGAUUGUACAAAAUUUCAAGUACCAAAUAACAGGGCUCAUGUCUAUUUCGUAGCUGUUUAUGACUCGUUAUCUAUUAGUCAUGCAGCUGUUUAUGGCUGUUGUGGGCAAACACACUUUUGUAAUUUUUUUUACUGCAUUGCUUUUUUGGGUUUUUUUUUGAAAUCUAAGCCGCGCAGGCCGAAUUUCAGAAUAUCUGAGAGGAUCCUGGCAGCAACUCUGCCUCUUACU